AUGGAUGAAGGGAAAAUAGUGUUAAUAGGAAAUGAAUCAGAUGUACUGCACUGUGGGUACUCCUACCCUAUUAUGGAAGGAGAUAAACGUUACCCCAGUGCUACUCAUUAUACUCACACUAUGAUUUUGUCACAACUCGGUUUAAAAGAAGAGAUUGUUGCUGACCUUUUGAGUGAGAAAAGUGAGGAUGUUCCUAGCAAGGCCCAUCAACUUUUGCUGGAUAAUAUGCCAUUUGGGCACGACAUGAAUUCUUUGGCGAGUUAUCUUGUAGGGAGUAGACAAUCCUAUAUGUUAAUAGCCAUGAGAAGGCGUAUGGAACAAGAUCCAGAAUUUGAAAAAGCUUUAAUUGACACGAGGGACGCCCUUCUCAUUGUAUGUGAUAAAGGUGAUAAAGAAUUAGGAAUAGGUUUUGACGAGUCUGGCUUUGUGGAAUGGAUGAAGCGCGAAAAAACAGAUUACGCUGCUCUGUCCUUCUGGAUGAGAAAUGAAGCUGCUCGACCGGGAACAUUAGGUGCUAAUGUUUUAGGAUUUCUCCUAAUGUAUCUUCGAGGAGAAGCUAUUGUAAAAAAGCGAAACAGUAUGUUAAUGAGACCAGCUGUUGAGUUGGACGGGAUAUCAAUGGAUAACGAUGAUAAACCAUUAAGAAUAACUGCAUGUGAUCUCGUAAUAUCGUUAGAGGGAAUUUUCCGUCCACUCAGUAACUACUAUGCUCUUUCCUUUGAGAUGAAAAAUGAAGUAUACAGAUCAGUAGAACAUUAUGCGUAUAUAAAGCUAUUCGAUGCUUUGAAGCUCAGUGACAAAUCACUUGAAAAGAUUAGAACUACCGUAAAUCCUGUAGAUGUACCCGUAGUAGCCGAACGAGUAUUCAGAAAAUUAAACCUAACUCCAGAACAAAUUGAAAGUAAGAGGAGCAAGAUGGAUCGUUGGCGUCAAUCUGCCAUGAAACAUAAGAUUACUCAGUACGAUUAUCUGCGCCAACUCCUUCUCAGUACUGGAGAUGCCAUCAUAGUCGAUUGCACAUAUGGUGAGCCUAUGUGGACAUGUGCUGCACCUGAGGACAGAAUUCAAAAAUUGUUGACAAAGUCCAAAGUGAAUCCCUCAAAGCUAGUCGAUUGGAUGAGAAAUAAAAGUAAUAAGGAUGCGAAAGCUGUCUACUUCAUGUCAGGAAACAAAACGGGUCUCUUACUCAUGGAGUUACGAGGGAAAUUAGCUAGUAAUACUAUAGAAAGAAUUCCUCUGGCUACUCCUAUGCCUGCCAAUUUUGCCCCUAUGAUCACUCAACAUCUUGUUUGUUUCACUCCUGAAUCUGUUUGGUCUCCAUUAUAUCCUGCCGAAAUUAAACCUGGCCCUGACCAGCCACCUUUGCCUUCUCCUGCUCAUUACGUUGCCAUGACUGCUGCCAAGUAUCUUGGGUUCAAUCAAUCUGAUACAGACUAUGUAAUGGAAACGAAUUCAUCCCUUGAAUGUUGGCAACGAUUACAUGAAACAAUAGAAUUCCGUGAUAGAGACAUGGAACGAGUUCAGAGUUGGUUCAUGGAACGACGUCAGAAAGCUAUUAAAGAAGCUCUGCAACUCCUGUUAGAACAACAUGCAGCUUUACUUCGAGCUCUACUAGAUACUGGUGAUGCUUUACUUGUUUAUUGUUGUCGGUUCUCAUCCGCUGAGGCCGAGUUAUCUAUUGGAAUGCGGGAAACUGAUCUCAGAGUCUGGAUGCAUGAAUUGGAUAUUUCCACAUCAAUGCUUUUGGACAUAUCAUCUCGGCCUAUGGCAUUCCGUCCCCCUUAUUUGGGAGGUAACAAACUGGGUAUGAUACUUAUGCAAUUGCGGAGAGAUUUUUGCCUGCGAGGAGUCUAUCCUCAAACUCUUCCUGAAUUGCCCAUAUCUGUUGACGUAGUAUUAGGUACAGAUUCUCCUUUAGAAAAUAUGAUAGUUUCUGUCCCCUUUGACAUGUUAGAUCAUGAAAAUUACAAGGCUUGUUUCAUCAAUCCUCUCUACCUCUUGGCGAAACAUAAAGGUGAUCCUGACCUUAUGAACGCAGCUAAAUUGGAUAAGCUCCCUCCCCGUUUCGUAACCAUCGAUGAUGCUAAGAUAGAAGAAAUCAUGGAGAAACUUGACAAUUGCGCUGUAAAUACGCCUAUCGCAAACAUUGAAGGAAAACCAAAAAUCCACAAAAUACUGAAAGCUAAAGAAGUUCUUAUGAGUGUGGAACCGGAAGAUCUAAGAGCUGUAUUUAUUCGUCUCUGUGCUCGUUUGAGGACAAAAGUAAUGUUGGUAGAACAACAACACCGAACUAUGAAUCGAAUCUCGAAUGAGGUUAUUCGUCUGCAAGCCAUGAGAAGAGGUUUGGAAGAUACAAAAGAUAAGUCCAGGGAGAGGGCCACUGGCGGCCGGGAAAGAGAUUUCCACUCCUUCCAUAGAAAUGAAAGGGAUCGUGAACGUGAUAGAGAAAAUAGGAACGAGAUGCAUAGGGAUCGUGAUCGAAACCGGCAGAAUAGAGAGAUUGAGCAACGGGAACCACCUAGGGAGAAUGUUGUUCGAAGGCCUAUUGAUAGAGGAGAAUUCAAGGUUCCUAACAGGAAACCUAGAUCUGAAAUCAGUAAACUGCCGAGAAGAGAUCAAGAAAAACGCCAGAGAUCACCUUCAGUCAAAGACGUUGAUCGAGAAAAGAAGGAGGCUAUUCCACCUGCUAAAAGAGAUAAGCCGACACCCUUACGCUCUUCUGCUGCAUCGAAUGCCAAAGAAAUACCUAUCAUAUCAGAAAAGUCUUCUGACGAAAACUUUGAAAAAGCUGUUCCUCUUGCGUCUGACGCAGUAGCUGUUCAAGUUCCUCCUAAAGCUCCCAAGGCGCCAAGACCAGCUGAUGAAGAGUUAUCCGACGGAGAAAUUUUAUCAAGUGAUGAGGAUUAA
This is a messenger RNA of Auanema sp. JU1783, 2907 nucleotides long. NCBI's taxonomy places the organism in Eukaryota, Metazoa, Nematoda, Chromadorea, Rhabditida, Rhabditidae. The record is from the annotation of a GenBank genome assembly.